This is a messenger RNA of Haliotis rufescens (red abalone), 3402 nucleotides long. RefSeq names its product pre-mRNA-splicing factor ATP-dependent RNA helicase DHX16-like. Gene Ontology annotation, molecular function: ATP binding; RNA binding. The transcript is spliced from 18 exons. NCBI's taxonomy places the organism in Eukaryota, Metazoa, Mollusca, Gastropoda, Lepetellida, Haliotidae. The record is from RefSeq and is a predicted model, not a curated record. Gene Ontology annotation, cellular component: intracellular anatomical structure; catalytic step 2 spliceosome. The coding region runs from base 108 to 3209 and encodes 1033 amino acids.
UACUGUGCGUUUUGAGAAAAUGGCUGCGCCCAUUGAGAUCAAGUCAACACAGAAGUGUUUCUCUUAACAUUCUUGAGAUAAUAUCAACAGAACGUUUCACUAAGACAAUGGCUUCUAUAGAAACAUGGGUAAAUGACAAGCUCCACGAUCUACUAGGCAUAUCUGACAAAUACAUCGGCCAGUACUUCGUUGGACUUGCUGCGAAAUCGGAAAGCCAUGACGAGUUCGUUGACAAACUUCGCGACACAGGAGCAGUUGAUGUCGACGAGCAAGUGACACAGUUUGCAAAAGAAUUAUUUGAUCGGGUACCUCAUAAAAGGAAAAUAGAGAGAACCUUGACAACAGAUCAACAUCGUCAAAAGGAAUUAGAACACAAGAACAAGACGUAUACUCUGUUGUCUGACGAUGAGGAGGACGCUGUGCCUGCAGCAACAAUGCCAAAGAGAAGUUCAAAGGAGAAAAAAAGAAAUAUUCGCAAGAAGCAAGAAUCAUCUGAGAGCAGUAGCGAGAGUGACAGGAAUGACGCUGAUGACCUUGAUGCAGAUCUGGACAUGGACUCGGAGUCGGAGUCAGACCCAGACGAGGCUGAGCGGCAGCUUGACCUGAAGGAGCGAGAUGAGUUUGCCAAGAGACUGAAGGACAAAGACAAGGAGAAAACACGAACUGUUACAUCUAAAAGUGACAAGAAGGCAUACGAAGAAGCCAAGAAUCGUCUGCAGCUGGAGACGGAGGACAGGAAGCGCAUCAUCCCAGAUUUGCGGAAACAGUCCCGCCGCGACUACCUCAAGAAGCGAGGUCAUGACAAGCUAGAGGACCUGGAAGCUGAGAUCAUUGAUGAUGAGUAUCUGUUUGAUGGCAAGAGUCUCACCAGGCGGGAACAAGCUGAACUCAACUACAAGAAGAAGGUGCUAAAACUGGCCAAGGACCAUCGCAAAGCUGGGGACAUCGAGAAGGUGAACCGCUACUACAUGCCCAAGGACGACGUGAAGCCCCAGGACAAGUAUGUGGAGGACGUGACGGAGCGUGGGCCCAACUAUGAACAGAGUCGCUGGGAGGAGGACCAUCUGUCCACGGCUCUCCUCAAGUUCGGAGCCAAAGAUGCCAAAUCCAAGAAGAAGGCUCCGGAGUAUGAGGUCAUCAUGGACGAUGAGAUCGAGUUUGUGCAAGCUCUCCAGUUGCCGGGCUCCAUCAAGGACAAGGACCAAAUGCCCCAAAUGUCAGAGGGGGAGAAACAGAAAAUGACCAUUGAGGAGACGAAGAAGAGCCUGCCCAUCUUUCCCUUCAAGCAGGACCUGAUCGAUGCCAUUCACACCCACCAGGUCCUGAUCAUCGAGGGCGAGACGGGGUCGGGCAAGACCACACAGAUACCACAGUACCUCAAUGACGCGGGUUUUAACGAAAAUGGCAUGAUGGUCGGAUGCACCCAACCUCGCCGAGUGGCAGCCAUGUCAGUAGCAUCCAGAGUGGCACAAGAGAUGGGAUACAAACUCGGGAAUGAGGUGGGCUACAGCAUCAGGUUUGAGGACUGCACCUCCGAGAGAACUAUCCUCAAGUACAUGACAGACGGCAUGCUGCUCCGGGAGUUCCUGUCAGAACCAGAUCUGGCCAGUUACAGUGUGUUGAUAAUUGAUGAGGCCCAUGAGCGGACGCUUCACACGGAUGUCCUCUUCGGUUUGGUCAAGGACAUAGCAAGGUUUCGGCCUGAUCUCAAACUUCUCAUUUCUAGUGCGACUCUUGAUGCCCAGAAGUUCUCAGAGUUCUUUGAUGAUGCUCCAAUAUUCCGGAUUCCUGGAAGGAGGUUUCCUGUGCAUAUCUUCUACACUAAGGCCCCGGAGGCGGACUACCUGGACGCGGUGGUGGUGUCGGUGCUGCAGAUCCAUGUCACCCAGGCUCCAGGGGACAUCCUCGUCUUCCUCACAGGUCAGGAGGAGAUCGAGACAGCGCAGGAAAUGUUGACAGAAAGAACAAGGAAGUUGGGGUCAAAGAUCAAGGAGUUGGUGAUUCUUCCAAUCUACUCCAAUCUACCUUCUGAGAUGCAGGCUAAGAUAUUUGAACCAACACCACCAGGGGGCAGGAAGGUUAUUCUGGCAACAAAUAUCGCAGAGACGUCCCUGACAAUAGACGGCAUCAUCUAUGUGAUUGAUCCUGGUUUCUGUAAAAUGAAGAGCUACAACGCCCGCACAGGCAUGGAGUCACUGGUUGUCAGUCCUAUAUCGAGGGCGUCGGCCAAUCAGCGGGCGGGUCGGGCAGGGCGUGUUGCUGCAGGGAAAUGUUUCCGGUUGUACACGGCAUGGGCGUACAAGAAUGAAUUGGAGGACAACACCAUCCCCGAGAUCCAGCGCACCAACCUCGGCAACGUGGUGCUGUUGUUGAAGAGCCUGGGUAUCAACGACCUCAUCAACUUUGAUUUCAUGGACGCGCCGCCCCACGAGACACUGGUGCUAGCCCUGGAGCAACUGUACGCUCUCGGGGCACUCAACCACAUGGGGGAGCUCACUAAGCUAGGGAGACGCAUGGCCGAGUUUCCCGUCGAUCCCAUGAUGUCAAAGAUGAUCCUUGCUUCCGAAAAAUACAAGUGCUCAAAGGAAGUGAUCACAAUAGCUGCCAUGUUGUCUGUGAACAAUGCUGUAUUCUACCGUCCCAAAGAUAAGAUUGUCCAUGCUGAUACGGCUCGUGUGAAUUUCUUUGUCCCUGGAGGAGACCAUCUGACCCUGCUGAAUGUAUACACCCAAUGGGAGGACACCGACUACUCCACACAGUGGUGUUACGAGAACUUCAUACAGCACCGGUCCAUGAAGCGAGCUCGCGAUGUCCGUGAUCAACUCGAGGGACUCCUGGACAGAGUGGAAAUAGAGAUUGUUUCCAACCCUGGAGAGACUGUCAAUAUUAGAAAGGCCGUGACAGCAGGCUACUUCUACCACACAUCCAGGAUGGACAAGGGCGGACAGUACAAGACAGUCAAGCACCAUCAGACAGUCAUGAUCCACCCAAACAGCUCACUGUUUGAGGAGCUGCCACGAUGGCUCAUCUACCACGAACUGGUGUUCACCUCGAAAGAGUUCAUGAGACAAGUGAUUGAGAUAGAGAAUGGCUGGCUUCUGGAAGUGGCGCCACAUUACUACCGGGCCAAGGACCUGGAGUCAGGCGCCAAUAAGAAGAUGCCAAAGAAAGCGGGAAAGGCCAAGGAUGACUUGAACAGAGUGUAUUAAAAGACUUGCAAGAUAAUCUUUGUUUUUCUCAACCCUAAUGCCAAGUGUUGAGGAAUUAAAACAACAGUUGGGGGCACGGGUGGCCAAGUCGUCUAAGGUGCCGUGAUUCGCUUUGCAGAGUUAUGUCCCUAGGGCACGCCAGAAGCCUAUGAUUGUGGGUUGAAUCCCGGUUCGCCCCGAUGAUGUUUCUAGU